CAUAUCUGAUUUUUUUUUCACGGCCAAAUUUGGGCUCCAUUAUCGUUUUUUUUUUUUUUUUUUUUUAAUGUUACGUAAUUUGCUAAGUCUUUUUCCCAUUCAAACCAUUCGCCUUGUUUACCUUCCACGUCAAGAACAUAACCGUUUAGACAAUAGAAUUUUGACACGUGUGUUCCACUUCACCUUUCUCUUUCCCAAUAUUCUUGGCAAUGUUUUCAACAGCCGAACUUGAAAUGACAAAAUUAGUCAUCUCAAAAUCCUAAUCUCUAUUUAUUCUAACAUCUUUUACAUAUAUAACCUUUUGGCUGACAAAAAAGACAGGAAUUUUAUCCAGUUUACAUCAUGUUAUAUAUAUACUUGAUCGGAUAUAUAUAUAUAGAGAGUAUUGUAGGCGUGAGAUCAAGUGUGAGAGAGUAACAUGUAGUUUUUUUUUGUCAAACACGGAGAUCAGAGUGCUGACACGAGAAUUAACGACAAACAGACAAAAAAGUUUACAUGAUCAGCACAUAUGACACAUAAGGUCAGAUUAUAAUUGAAAAUGUAGCACUACAAACAUCGAUCUUCAGUAUUUCCAAUAGUCAUUCGUUUCAUGAUUUGGAGUGUUUUCAAUAUAUAAAGAGGAAAAUAACUGAAUAAAUGAGUAUAAAAUUGAGAAUACAGGAUUGAAGAAGGAGACAUCAUUUGGAGCAUGAAGUAACACAAAACAAAAUGAUGAUAUUCACAGCUUCUCUCUCCCGUUUCUCUCAAAACGGAGCCACCCACCUUUUUUUCUAUUUCCUUUUCCUAUGUCUCCAUUCUAAGUUCUAACAUCAUCAUUACUUCGUUUCGUAUAUUAAUCUAUAGUUUCAUUUUCUAAUUAUAUUUUUGUUUGUGUGUAUAUAUAUAAAUGUUCAUAUAUUGUAUAAAUUACACACGCAUAGAAAGAGUGAUGGUGAAUUACGCCAACGCGAAAUGAGCAUAUGAUUACACUCUGAAGUCUAAACACACAUGUCAUCGUUCAAGUGGACGGUCCAUAUCUCUCUUUUUCUAUACCUAAUCAACAUCUUCAAUAAGACUCUCAUUCUAUUGAUUUUCCCUUGAUAGAGUCGGUCGGUUUCUUCUAUGAUCGAUCUUUCUAAGAUCAAGAAGAAACCGCAGCCAAAUAAACCCUAGAAGAUAACUAUCAAUAUGAUGAAGGUGGAUCAAGAGUCGUGUAGUAUACCGCCUGGAUUUAGGUUUCAUCCGACAGAUGAAGAACUUGUCGGAUAUUAUCUCAAGAAGAAAGUCGCCUCCCAGCGGAUUGAUCUCGACGUUAUCAGAGAAAUUGAUCUUUACAAGAUCGAACCAUGGGAUCUACAAGAGAGAUGUAGGAUAGGGUACGAGGAGCAAAAGGAGUGGUAUUUCUUCAGUCAUAAAGACAAGAAGUAUCCGACUGGAACUAGGACAAACCGAGCCACCGUGGCCGGUUUCUGGAAAGCAACGGGCAGGGACAAGGCGGUUUACCUCAACUCCAAACUUAUCGGUAUGAGAAAAACACUUGUCUUUUACCGAGGUCGAGCUCCUAAUGGCCAAAAGUCUGAUUGGAUCAUUCACGAAUACUACAGCCUCGAGUCACACCAGAACUCUCCUCCGCUGCAGGAGGAAGGUUGGGUAGUGUGUAGAGCAUUCAAGAAACGAACGAACGUCCCAACCAAAAGAAGGCAACUUUGGGAUUCGAACUGCUUCUUCUACGACGCCAGUACUCUCUUGGAACCUCUGGACAAGCGAGCCAGACAUAAUCCUGACUUUGUCGGCACACCGUUUAAGCAAGAACUACUCUCCGAGGCCAAUCACAUCGAAGAUGGAGAUUUCGGAUCUAUGUACCUUCAAUCCAUGGAUGAUGAUCAAUUAUACCAGCUUCCUCAGCUGGAGAGCCCCUCUCUUCCGUCGGAAAUAACUCCGCAGAUUUCGGAGAACAGUAGCCGGAAAGAUAACGUGAGCGCCGAGAAGAGGAUCACUGACUGGAGAUCUCUAGAUAAAUUCGUGGCGUCGCAGUUGUUGAUGAGUAGUGGCGAAGACUAAAAGGCUUCUUUUCUAUGCAUGCAUGCACAUGAAAAGUCGUCGUAUUUUGGAUUUACAUAUAUGGUCGUAAUAAAUUCAACCAA
This is a messenger RNA of Arabidopsis lyrata subsp. lyrata, 2123 nucleotides long. Its product is annotated as NAC domain-containing protein 105. Gene Ontology annotation, biological process: regulation of DNA-templated transcription. Gene Ontology annotation, molecular function: DNA binding. Lineage: Eukaryota; Viridiplantae; Streptophyta; Magnoliopsida; Brassicales; Brassicaceae. The record is from RefSeq and is a predicted model, not a curated record. Bases 1168 to 2040 code for a protein of 290 amino acids. The transcript has 3 exons.